GGGUGCACGCGGACAAGGACUUAAUCAUGAUGCCAGCCGCCGGGGCGGCAGAGACAUCCGAAGCAGCGCAUAUGGAGGAGGAGGAGGAGACAGACGAUGGAGAUGAGAUUGUGACUGAGGAAGAGAGGAUUGCUGAACAGAAGAAGCAGGACACCUCACCGAAAGAGGCGCCCAACGCGAACCUAAGGAGGGAGAAACCCUCAUGGGCACAGAGGAAAGAGCCCAAGAAGAUAUCUACGAAAGACACAUCAGACAAAUCAGAUCCCAGACCGUUGCCUCAGCCUCAGGAAAAGGAGAAGCAACCAAAUGAACAAGUUGUGCCUGGGAAAGAUAAACCAGACUCUGCAGCGUUGCCUCAACCUCUUAACAAGGAGAUGCAAGUAAAAAGACUAUCUGGGCAGGUGCAGGAGAAACAAAAGAAAAAAGGUUGGGGCCCGGCUCCCAAAGAAUACCUACCAACAGGGAACUUGAUAACUGGACAAAUGAAGGAAGGGACACGGCACGGRCAAUACAAAUUGAAAGGAAAACYGUCCGAAGGGUCUAUYGGCCAGAAAGAAGAGGGGAGCUCCAGAGCGGAACAGCGAGAUAAACAGACCGAGCCGGACCUGUUCGAGCAAGCUUUCGGCCUGGCACCCAUGGAAAUAGAAAUCCCCCUUGGCAUCCCCUCUCCUCCCCAAGCCCCGCAACCACCACCAGAAGUCGAUAUGGCGGAGGCACAGCAGGAGGAACUCACGGAGGACCGAGAACACUCGGAGGACCAACCUGAAGGGGUCAGUCUCCAGGCUAUGGCGGAUUGGCUAAUGGAAAGCCUUCACGUCAAGUACGGUGGGGGCGAUGAUGAAUUCUGGGAUGAAGUAUACAGAGCCCUGGUCCCCAUGCUAGAGAGCAGCGCCAGCCUGCAGAGGGCCCUGCUCCAUGGCUUACCUGAGGGGUCUAACUGGCCAAUCAUAUGCAACAAGCUUCUCUACAUUGUGCUCACUCGCUUCCAACCCCCUCCUCCCCAACAAGAGGCUGGAUAUAAGGAUGGGCAGGCCACGGCGGCGGGCAACUCAAAAGAAACGGAAGGGACCAAGGGACAAGAAUCAGGGGAGGGGGAGUCAUCGACACCGAGUGAAGGAAAUAAUCCGUCACGGGAGCAGAUUAAUGAAGGGGAGGAAAAAGAUCAGAUGGAUACAGGCCAGAAGGCUCACGACGGGAUAGGAAAAGGAGGUGAUAAAGAACGAUGUGCUCAGCAGGAAAAGGCUGCGGGGCAAAAGGGGAAGGCCAUAUGGAAAACCGAUGGCAGGGAGCCAGAAUUCACGGAAUGCUCUCAAGACACAUCACCGAGGGAGCAAUGGAAGCGAAAUUCUUCGCUAAGGCCAAAGCCAGACAUUGCAGAGUCCAUCAGACAUCUCAACCCAGGUCAACUUACGCUGGGGAGACCGAACAACUACGGCAAUGCACAAAUGGUUUGGAGUGCUGCCCAUGUUCUGGUGCAUUUCGGGGACGCCACCAUCACUGGGUUUAUCUCAGCGAGAAUGGUGAUCGGAUCGAUGUUUGAAGAGUGGUUGUCGAGGCUGACGAAUGAGCCAGAUGUUCGCAGUUGGGUUUACGAUUUGAUGCCUGAGUCGUCUUUCCUGGUGGCUGUUCACAAACCGCCGAAGAGUUUCGCUAGACCCGCAGAUUACAAGCCAAGUACAGGACAACAACUGCGUGGUCAGGAGUUCCAAUUGGGCAAUCGGAACUACACAAUGAAGUGUGAACACGUCAACGGCCCGCAUCCGGUUCCUUGGGGUCCAAUCAAGGCGUUUGUCAUAAUCGUGCUUGUCUCUGCGCUGGUCUUUUACAUCGUGUGGAGUUCGGCAGGGCGGCUCGAGCUUCUGCUGGAGAAUGACCAACUGAUUAAAGCAGAACAAAGUCUGCAAGAGUAUGCAAGAUUUGUUGAGGAGAAGUUCAAAGCAGCUGAGAACGCGGAUGAAGCCAAGAGUCAGUUUCUUGCAACAGUUACACAUGAAAUCCGGACUCCAAUGAAUGGUAUGCUUGGGAUGAUCUCCCUCUUGCUGGAUACCGAUCUCGACCCCACCCAGUUGGAUUAUGCGCUGACAGCCCAGUCAAGUGGUAAUGCCCUGGUUAAUCUCAUUAAUGAUGUGCUGGACCUUUCCAAGAUUGAGGCAGGGCGUAUGGACCUGGAGACUAUACCAUUCGAUCUCCGUGGAGAAGUCGAUGAUGUUAUCAGCUUAUUCAGUGAGAAAGUCCGCGCAAAGGGCAUUGAGUUGGCAGCAAUCAUGCAGGACGCGAUCUCCGAUGUUGUCGUUGGUGACCCAGGGAGAUUCAGGCAAGUGUUGGUGAACCUCAUAGGAAAUGCAUCGAAGUUUACGGAGCAAGGGCACAUUCUGCUAUCAAUACGCUUAGCGGAAGCGAAUGAAGUAAUCGAAGAUCCGCCGUCAUCUCCGAGAGUCCCUAUCACGGGGAGCACCCGGCCAGCCGGGUCCCUACCAGGGUCGGGGGCCAUGCUGAAGUCGAUCGGAAAGGCGUGGUCGGGGUUGGUCAGAAAGUCGGGGCUUAUGCAGCAGUCGGGUUCUUUGUCGAUGUCGGGAGCGGUGGGGAAAUCCGGGGCCUUGCCAACAUCAGGCAUGGUUGGGAAAUCGGGCGCCUUGCCAGCAUCAGGCAUGGUCGGGAAAUCGGGCGCCUUGCCCAGGUCAGGUAUGGUGGGGAAAUCGGGCGCCUUGCCCAGGUCGGGUAUGGUCGGGAAAUCGGGCGCCUUGUCCAGGUCCAGCAUGAUCGGCAGGUCGGGGGCGUUGGCGGGUUCAGGAAUGGUCGGAAAAUCGGGAAUCGUCCCGGGCUCAGGGGUUGUGUCCAGAUCUGGUGUGCUGCCUAAGUCCGAAGUAAUCAGACGGACAGGAUCGAUGGGGCACUCUCAGGUGCCGUUGUCAGGAGCCCUGGGCAAACCGGGUGGUCUGCGACAGUCAGGGUCAUUCCAAGGCAUGAGGAGAAUCAUACAAAAUAAAUCCGGCCAGUUUUUUGAUUUCCGACGCGAUAGCGGCAGGAUGAACCCAGACGGUGGACCGCUUGAACCAACAUUCAUUCAUAGCACUUUGACGGGCAAGCUUGCCGCCGACCAUUCACACAGCUUUUCUGAAAUCUCAAGGUGGUUGCAGAGUCCAGCACCGGAAGAGUAUGCGAGCAAUGAAGCACAAACGAAGACGGAAAGUAAGUUGAAGUCCGGAGGAUUAUGGGAAGGGAAAUCGGGAGCAUCCAUACUAAAGUCAGGAGCAUCAGUAGGAGGCGAACUGCAAAAGGACCCUCCGCAAAAGCCACGCAUUCGGCUUAUUAUGCCAGAAAUGGACGGAUUCGAGUGUGCAGAAGAGAUUCGAAAGCUGGAAGCUUGCAUGGAGGAUCCCGCAGAACUGGAGAGCUCAUCUACUGCCAACAAUGUGCACCCGGCUAACGGCAAUCUGCGACAGCGGCGCAGUACUCCUAUCAUAGCAAUGACAGCCGAUGUACUGAAGGGAACGAAGGAACAGUGCUAUUCUCAUGGGAUGAAUGGGUACUUCACCAAGCCCAUGGGCGAGGACCAGUUCUAUCGAAUGGCGACACAGUUUUUCUCAUAGAUGGAUGGAUGGACACAGAUCUAUCUUCGUCGUCCUCAUCAGCAGUGCGGUUUUGUCGCCGUAGAUGUCGUAGACGAAGGCAGUCUGAUGUGAGCUGAAGGGCGGUGAUGGCGCAAAUUUUGGACGUCAAGAUGAGAUGAUGGGUGAUGAUGGCGAGCAGCAGACGACGCAAACAUAUGCGAGCGCUGUUGUACCUUCUGUCACUCUGAAGUACGCCCGCUACGGAACAGAGGAAAUGAGAUCUGAAGAUUCUGAGCCCUUGAUACAAUCUUUUUCUUGUGUUCUUGAAGAGUGUGGUUGCAUACGUCGACCACCAAAGGAGGGAGAGAGGGAGAGAGGGAGAGAGGGAGAGAGGGAGAGAGGGAGAGAGAGAGGAGAGGGGGGGGGGGGAGGAAGGGGAAGGGCAAGAAGUUCACAUCAAGCCAGCAAUAGCAAUAACUUGAAAGUUGUGAUGGUUGAGACGGAGAGAACAGCAAACCUGCAGACCUUUUUUUUUUUCCCCCAGAUCCAGAAACCUGCAGACUUUCAGAUUGACAGGACAGCUGCUGGUUUUUCUGCUGAAACAAUGGUUGGGGUGGUAUGUGGAAUCACCAGUGGUAUGGUGGUGGACCCUAUCUUGUCGAGCCUCAAAUGUUUUGCACCUUAAUGGGCGUAGCUUGGUUUGUACACCGGACAAACUGUUGAAAUGCAGACCGAAGUUUGAAUCCAGUCCAGAUACAAUCAGGUGACCAGAAUGGAUUUGGUCACUGCCAGGUCAGUACAUGGAAACUGCGGGCUCCAGGUAUGCUGCCGCGUCGAGGGUCCCGGCACUGGUGGUUUCAGCACCAGUAGUUGUUGGAUGCUGAAGAAAGGCAUCGUGCUUGUUGUACUGGAAAGGGUCGUGAGAAAGAGCACUCAAAGCGCCGGCGAGUUGGAUGUCAAAUGAAGAAAUGAAGAGAGGGAGUGCUGCAAACAUGAACAUACUCCAGCGUAUGGGACAUGUUCGCUGCCAAUCGUCAUCAUCGUUGGUGUAGACGGCCUCGAAUCUGAAGAGAACAAGCUGAGGUGGAAGGAAGGAUGCAAGAGAUCGACCUCCUCCAAAUGGAUGGUCCAGAUGAAUUGUGUAGACCCAAGCUUCCAAUCAUCAGAGCAGUCACCUGUAGACUCAUUACCAUCUUGGAAGCCGAGCGAGAACCUCUCAUUACCAUCUUGGAGCCGAGCGAGAACUUCUGUGGAUGGAUUUAGGUAUCGGCAUGUCAGGAAAUACAUGUUGACGUCAUCAUUGAUGCUGACGUCGGCAUGUCAUGCUGGAGCCAAAAGAGACAGGAAGGAGGUAGAAGGAAGGAAGGAAGGAAGAAAGAAAGGAAGGAAGAAGGAAGGAGAAGGAAGGGGAAGGAAGGAGGAGGAGGAAGAAGGAAGGAAGGAAGAAGAUUCAAUGCUGACGUCAUCAUUAAUGCUGAUGUCGGCAUAUCAUGCUGUUGUGAAAAGAGA
This is a messenger RNA of Chara braunii, 5060 nucleotides long. The record is from the annotation of a GenBank genome assembly. Lineage: Eukaryota; Viridiplantae; Streptophyta; Charophyceae; Charales; Characeae.